This is a messenger RNA of Durio zibethinus, 1874 nucleotides long. Lineage: Eukaryota; Viridiplantae; Streptophyta; Magnoliopsida; Malvales; Malvaceae. The record is from RefSeq and is a predicted model, not a curated record.
GAUAUAGCUAUAGACCCAUAGUAUUGAAAGACCAAAGAUGGAGAGGCGAAAAUAAAGAUAGUACUAGAAACAUGCAUUAUUGCACAUCAACAUUGUCUACCUCCAGUGGAUAAAGAAUCAAAAUAGAAAUGAUAGAUUUAUAGACUUAUGAUACAAUCCUUACUCCUACAAUCCAAUUCAUUAUCGGGUACAGCGACACUUACAUUUCUGACAUCGGCAUCUCUAACAUCUAUAUCUGUCGUCACCAAAAUGAACUUCACCUUUGUGUUAGUCAAACAACCAUAAAUAACACAGCCAUAGACAACAAGUUCAAUAUUCCAAUAAUUACAAAUCACAGCAACGUUGAGAAUUUCAAAUCAAAUGUAAAAAAAAAAAAAAUGGAGUGUAAAAUUAACUUCUUACACUUCAUAAUUUUCAGCAGGUUUCAUUCAAUGUCGGCUCAGAUUUUUUUAGAUUAUUCACUAUAAAUAUAUAAAAUUAAAUAUAAUCAAACAUCAGAUAUUCAAAAUCUGUAAUUCGAAAUUAGCAUAAACGAAAUUUGAAUUAAAAAUUAUAUUUUAACAUUUUUCUCCCUAUAUGUACCUGAUCCAGAUACUAACUUAGAUUAAAAGAUUAGUGAUAAUACCUCGCUCGUCGACGACAUCGAGGGAGCGAUGGACGAUAUGGUGGAGUUUGAGAGCAUCAUCGGCGUCGGAGAAGCUCUGUAUGUAAAGAGGAUUGUUCUGCUCGUUCCAUCAUGAUGGAUGAAAAACAGAUCAUCAGGUAAAAGAAAAGAAGAUUUCGUAUCAAGAUGUGAUGCGUGAAAGAAAAACGGUUGGAAGAGUAGGGAGUACCUGAUGGCCGACGACGGUGACACACACGAUCAUUUUCUCUGGAUUUCACUAAGCUCUGCCUCGAUGCUCUGUUCUCUCUAACUGUUGGAAGUGAAGUCUCAGUUUUUUGCGCUAAUUGAAUAAGAAGUUUUCGGGUGUUCUCGAAUGUAGUUAGAUAUGGAAACAAGUAAAAAAGAAUUGCAAAACCUCAAAUUAUUGUCAGGUUGAACAAAGGAUUUGUAAAUUAGAAGUAAAAUGCUUGAUUGUUUGAAACUUGCUUUGUAAACAAACCAAGACUUCCAGUAACUUGUCAGGAGUAAUACAAGUGAAGUUGCUGAUGACUCAGAUUCAGAUGGAAGCAUGACUGAUGAUGAAGAUGACGAAGAUGAUGAUGAUGAAAAGGAUGGUGAAGAUGAAAGCAGUGAUGGUGUUAGCAAUAGCAAUUCUAAUGAGACUGAUCAAAUGCUUAUGUGGUGAUUUUCAAGGUGAUCAAAUACGAGUGCUCUGGAUGGAUGAAACUGAGCUAGUUCAAAGUAUCAAGAAUGGAACUGUUGUUGAUCGUGGUUUCUUACAUGGGGAUUAUGUUGCUGCCACUUCAGACUCAACUGGGCAACUGGGUGUUGUGGUGGAUUUCAAUAUCUCUGUUGACCUGUUAGCUCCUUAUGGAUCUGUUAUAAAAGAUGUCUCCAGGGUUUUGGUCCUUUUGGAUUCUUUUCUAUUUCUUGUUGUUAUAGAUAAUUAGAUAUGAUGCUGUAAGCCUGUAACACAACUUAUGUAAUUUAAGUUUCUGCUUCAUUUGAAGUCAUUAACCUGGUGAGUUAUUAGAAAUACCAUUGUGAGUCUGAGAGCUUUCACGAAGGAUUUUUACCAGAUAUGAUCGUUGGUAGGCUUGUGAUAAGAAGCUUGAACAAGAGCUAUGCCGCUGAAAAUCAUAGCACCGAUAACUCAGUGGUUCAACUCAGUGUUUGCAACCAGAAUGGCAGACUCUCGUAGGUACAAAAAGUACUCAGUUGGGCUUACAAAGCAUAUGCCUUUGUAAUCCAUAAAAUAAUAUAUAAAAAA